CAAACUCAAACCCCAUCAAAGAAGUCAAUAAAUUCUCCCACCAUGCUUCUUCCCCUUAUUAUUCUACUCGCCUCCUGCAUCCUAAUCCCUUUAACAAUCCGCUGCCUCUCCGGCAACCUCAGAGCCGAAAAGACACCGGCAAACGCACCCGACAGCGGCCGGCUGUUGCCGCCCGGGCCACGUGGGCUUCCCAUACUGGGCUACCUCCCCUUCAUCGGGCCCAAUCUCCACCAAGACUUCAUGAACCUGGCCCUACACUACGGCCCAAUCUUCAAGCUCUCCCUCGGCCGGAAGCUCUGCGUCAUCGUCAGCUCCCCUGCCCUCGCCAAACAAAUCGUCCGCGACCAUGACGUCACGUUCGCCAACCGGAACCCCAACGUCGCCGCCGGGGUGUUCUCCUACGGCGGCAGGGACAUCGCCUUCUCGCCGUACGGCGCCGAGUGGCGGCUGCUGCGGAAGAUAUUCGUCCACAAAAUGCAGAGCAAGCAGAGCAUGGAUUCUUUCUACCCGCUCCGGAGGAAGGAGGUGAGGAAAAUGGUGGCGGAAUUGUACAACGGCGGCGGCGGCGGAGGCGGUGAGGUGGACGUGGGAAGGGUGGCGUUUACGACGGUGAUCGGGAUGAUAUCGGGGAUGUUCUGGGGUGGGACCCUUGGGAACGGAGAUGGUGAUGAUGACGUGGCGAAGGUGGUCGGCGGCGAGUUUCGGUCGACGGCUUCGAAGCUUGUGGAGGUGCUGGGCAGGCCUAAUGUGUCGGAUUUCUUCCCGAUUCUCGCCAGGUUUGAUUUACAAGGAGUGAAGAAGGAAAUGAAGAGAGUGUCGGGUGGGAUGGAGAAGAUAUUCGAUUUCGUGAUUGAUCGGUGCAUUGAUGAUAUGAUGAACAAGCCAAGAUCAGACGAUGAUCAUAAUGGUCAGCAAGAUUUCCUGCACUCCCUGUUGGAGUUCAAGGACCAAGAUACUGGAAAUUCCAUCACAAGACAGCAGAUUAAGGCAAUGCUCAUGGACAUCGUCAUCGGAGGAACCGACACAAGCUCGACCACGAUCGAGUGGGCAAUGUCCGAACUGAUACAACAUCCCGAAGUCAAGAAAAUCGCCCAACAAGAGUUGACACGAGUGAUUGGUCCCGACAGCGUUAUGGAAGAAUCUCACAUCCCCAAUUUGCCAUUUCUCCAUGCCAUCGUGAAGGAGACACUGCGAUUGCACCCGGUGGCGCCUCUGCUCCUCCCUCGUUGCCCAACCAAAGGCUGCCACGUCGGCGGCCACUUCAUUCCCGAGGGGACCAAGGUUUUCCUCAACGUGUGGGCGAUGCACAGGGACCCUGAAUUCUGGGAGGAUCCGACGUCGUUCCACCCGGAGAGGUUUCUGAAUGAGAAUGAUGAACAGUCCACGAGGAGCUUAGAUUACUUGGGUGGGAGCUUCCAUUAUCUUCCGUUUGGGUCGGGGAGAAGAAUCUGUGCCGGUUUGCCGCUCGGCGAGCGGAUGGUUAUGUAUGUUUUGGCGACGCUUUUGCAUAUGUUUGAUUGGGAACUUCCUGAAGGUGUUGUGGCAGACACGAAGGAGAAGUUUGGGGUUGUGUUGGAGAAGGUGAAUCCUUUGGUUUUGGUAUCGAGUCCUAGAUUGCCCAAUUUGAGUCUUUACAAGUAGAAAACGGCUGGUUAAUAGUACCGCAUGGAGUCAUAAUAUUAUUACUUCAUACUAAUUGUAUUCAAGCCAUAAAUCUGAACAAUUAAGUCUAAUGGGGCUUGAUGAGUUGUGAUAAUCGAGAGAGAGGGGAUGGGGAGCCUUACCAAUUAGCUAGCUAGUCUAUACCUCAAAUUUGUAACAAGUUAUACCUGUAUUAUAAUGUAUACACAAAACUAAGUUUUUUUACGAUAUAAGUUUAACGAUAGCGACUUAUAGGGUGAAUUUUUAUAGCGUUGGUGUGAUGAUAUCGAGAAUCAAAAUCCAAUCUUGGUGGAUCCUUCCUCAAGUCGUUUCUCUUGCCACCCAGUAUGCUUGAGUAUUAGCGAGGGAUGAAGGAUACCUCGAUGUAGUCGGAUUGAGAAAGGAUAUACAUUCAUGGAGGGGACCUAUGCACUACAUUCUCAAGGCCAAUUGGAUGAAUGAUCCUUUACAACCUUAACCAGGUUCAUGUAGUAAGCGAGGACCAACAUAUGUAGCCCUGAAGUUUUAACAAGAUUUAAUGCCGCCAGAAGAGCUUUAGCCUUUGCCACG
Molecule: messenger RNA, 2211 nt
Organism: Linum tenue
Lineage: Eukaryota; Viridiplantae; Streptophyta; Magnoliopsida; Malpighiales; Linaceae
Source: the annotation of a GenBank genome assembly